UAUUGACUCGGUUAUUAAUGCAAACAUACCUCGUGGUUUUUGCCUCAGACGAUAAUUAAUCUAGCGAGCUAAUGAAUCAACAUAGCUAACGCAGCUAAGUUAGCUUGUUUUUCAGUUUUCAUGAAGAAAACGCCUCCCACGCACGCGCAUGCUUACAAAGCUCCGUGUUAAUCAGCGUGCAGCUAGUUAGUUUAGUGUCAUUUUGUGAAUAACUAUUUAGAAUGAGUGAUUAUUUUUGCAAUCUUGUCGCAACCAAUUGUAACUUCAGCUAACCAUAUAAAAUAUUCGGGUUUUAAAACGUAGUCGUCUGGGCAGGUCUGCCAAUUGGCGACUCGAGAAUUUGGUUUUUUUCGACCUGGAAUGGCUAUAGCGGGAACUAGUUAGCCAGCCAGCUAACGUUAGCUACAAAAUCCGAAACGAAAACAAAAAGGAAGUGAUCUCAAUAUGGCCUUAAUUUCCUGCACUUGAAGUGUCAGUUUUCCCUGUCCUAACAGGACAAUACAAAACGUUUUAAUUUUUAGCUGUCAGUGUCAAUUUUAAGUGUUCAUUUCGUCUGCACCAUUGCUUUGCGCGGUUAAUUUAGCAUGACUUUUUAUUUAUGCAGUGAAACUCUGGAUUCCAUAUUCAGUAAGGAUCUUGGCUAGGUUGGAGUGGGGCAUGGACAGCUCGGUGACGUUGUGGCAGUUCCUGCUGCAGCUCCUCCUGGACCCCAGCCAUGACCGGCUGAUCUGCUGGACCAGCGACGACGGGGAGUUCAAGCUGCUGCAGGCGGAGGAGGUGGCCAGGCUAUGGGGAGCCCGCAAGAACAAGCCCAGCAUGAACUACGACAAGCUCAGCCGCGCCCUGCGCUAUUAUUAUGACAAGAACAUCAUCAAGAAGGUUAACGGGCAGAAGUUUGUGUAUCGCUUUGUGUCCUACCCAGACAUCCUGAGUGGUGACUCCACCGCAGCGAUGGGGGAGGGGGGUGGGGAGGCCGGGGGGGCUCUGGGCUCUGAGAGGGGGGAGCAGGAGCGUCAGGCUGGGUGUGAGACCACUGGGGCGGACGUCGGGGGACAGAGCUCGGGCAAGCAAUCCGGCCGGAACGACUACCUCCACUCGGGCCUGUACACCUCCUUCACCCUCUCCUCCCUGCAGGCCGGGGGCCAGCUCUUCAGGCCCAUAAAGGUGGAGAGUCCCGGGGAGAGGAAGGUCGACCAGGGUCAACCGUCGCCGUCCGUCAUCAAGUUCGGGAGCGCGCCCCCCAAGAAGACCACGCCGCCUUCUCCGUCGGGCGCUAUGGAAACUGUUCCUGGAGAGUCCUCUGAUGUGAAGCCUCGUUCACAGCAGGUCCACCUGCUUCGUGAAGACGGGGCAGUGAAGCAGGGCCGCAUGCCCCUCGCCUCCUGCGCUUUUCAGGAGGACCCGUCCGCUCAGGGACCCUCACGGGGCUUCCCUCGGGGGGGGGUCUCUGCCCCCGUGCCCCCCCCCUCCCGCUCCCCCACUCCCAGCACGGCCGCUGACUCCACCCAGGAGCUGGUGAUUGACAUGGAGUCCACCUCGUCCCAGCCCUCGGAGUUACCUCUGCAGAUGCAGCCGGCUCCUACAUCCCAGAAUGCAACCUCAUCAGAGCGCGAGGCGGUGAGAUCUCUGCCCCAAAGUGGCGGAGGAAGCGCCCAUAGCGGGAAGUCGAAGAAGCCCAAGGGGCUGGAGCUGGCCCCCACCCUGGUGGUGACGGGAUCGGACCUGAGCCCCAUGAACCUGUCCAGCCCCUCCCUGCCCACUGCCUCCCUCACCCCCGCCUUCCUGCAGACACCUACCCUCCUGCUUACUCCAAGCCCUCUGCUGUCCAACAUCCACUUCUGGAGCACGCUCAGUCCUGUCGCCCCGCUGAGCCCUGCACGGAGACAGGGCACACACACCCUGUUCCAGUUCCCCUCCGUGCUCAACCCGCAGUUCCAGUUCCCGGUUCACAGCCUGGAUAGCUGUAGCACCCCGGGACCCCUCUCCCCGGAUCCACAGAAGACAUAACGCAAGAGCCCGGAUCCCUGGAACGGCCCCCAGCGCUAACCUGCGCCCCUCCCGUACUGUUUUUAGAGAGACGUGCACCAAUCUCAGUGUGUAGACCACAAACGGGCCGUCUGGUGAUGGCGCUAACCCAGGGGUGGAUGGGCUCAGAGAGUGGAGCAGCAAAGUUUGGGUGGGAGGAUUCUGGUAUGUUCUGCCUCAGUGUCACUCCUGGAACAGGGGUUAGCUGAAGCUGGCGGGGGAAGCCGAGACGUUUUUAGAGCCUGACCUCUUUAAAAUAAUAAUUAUUAUUAUUUUCAAAAAAUUGCAAAUCAGGAGAACAUUCUGUUGAUGCGAGGUUCCAGAUAUUGGUGACAUCCAGGAAGGAUGUGUUUUAGUUUAAUGCGAUGUUAGCCCAGCUAAUAUGUGCAAAUCUACCCACUGCCUGCAGCUAAGGGCAGAGUUUCGAUUGGUUCAUGUGUUUAUGUAGGAAAAGGAGCCUCUUGAUCAAGGCAUUACACUUACUAUGAUGGCUAUUUCCAUACAGCUAUAUCGAAUUCAUCAGAUAUGCAUUGUUUUUGUGCAAUGAACCUUAACCAGCUACCUUAACAACUACCUUAACUCCCUUUUAAAUGUCUUAAUGUGAGGUAAAUGCUAAUCCUAGCUUGCUUUUUCAUACACCACAUAGAUGCCAUUGCGAUAUUCUGUAGUGUGAUCUAACUUGUUAUGAUUAAUUUGUAGCUGCUGUUGCCAUAGCAAAUGUUUAUCCUGUUGUGUUUGUAUGACAUUCAUGUGGUGUAUGUAGCAAAAUGGCAGGCAAUUGUGUGCAUUGUAUUGUGUUGUGAGGAAAUCAAAGAGAAAAAGGGUUCAAAGGAAGAAGUGAGUUUGCCUCGCUGUACUCUCUCAGUUGAAGUCUGUUUCUGGCACCUGCUUUUGGUGUUAUUAGUUUUUUUGCCCCUCCAUGUUUUUAAUGUAGUUAAGCUUCGUCAUACUCCGUAUUGCACUUUUCUGCUAAUAGUUUUCUUGGGUUUGUUUUUCCAACUGAGCUCAGGUUACAGUGACAUGUACAAAGGUGUGACCAUGAUCGUCAUGGGUGUUAGUUAGUGUAUGCUACAUUAUGUAUAGACGGAUGAUUUAAAAAUAGCACUUACCUGUUUAAAGAACAGCACCUGAAAAUAUGCUGAAAUAUUAAUGUUUAAAUGUUUGUAAGUUAUUAUUAUUAUUAUUAUUUUAUUUUUUUGUUCUGGUAGGAAUCAUACAUUUUCUCCAGUUUGUUUUGAGUUGAUAUCACUCAGUUGCUCUGAUGCCAAUUAGCUCUUCUCUCAUUUGACCAAUCAGUCAAACUGCACUGGAGUAGACCCGUAUCCACUGGGAACUGGAUUGUUAAACUGAAUUACAGUUUUUGGUCUGUAUGUGUGAAAGCUUUCUACAAGUUGUUUCUAUUGGAGUGGUUCAGUCGUGGUUCAUGACCUGGUCAGGUUUUUAAAACCGACAGUCACGGACUUCCUCAGAUGGAUUUGAAGACCUGUCUGUGGUGUGCUGGGAGCGGUGGGUUCCACCAGUCUGCCCCAGAUCAUGCAGAAAUGCAUGUUUCCCACAGUCACUGGGGCUCUUUCUUUUACUCUCUUUCCUUCAUCUUUUAAAUUCACUAAGGCCCAGGAGUAAUGAAUUGUAUUUAAAGUAUAUUUUAUGGGGAAAGAAAAAACAAGCAAAACUACUUAAUAUAUUAAUGUGCAAUUGCUCAGGUUAAAGCAGCAUAUGCCUAUAGGGCUAUGUUCUUGUAAGAGUCAUUUAUGCUGCCAAACAAAUUUAAUAUUGGCUCACGGAAAUAUGGAUCGAUUUUACAUUUCCCAUGGAGGAAAUAACAGAUCAUUCUCCUCCGAGCAGCAUUAUGAAUGAGACAGCCAUGAUUACACGAUGCCUUAUGUCUGUUGCCAUAAACUAGAUAUGACAGACUAAUAGCAACACGCCAUUCUUCUCCGUACUCUGGUAAGAGCGAUAUUCUAGUCUUGGCCAAACGCGUAUUGACAAACUCCGCCAUUUUGCGCGACAAGUAUUUGAUGGAUUUGAUGGAGUGAUUUUGUCCGGGCACACACAAGAAUGGGGGAACCAGGGCACUUGGUGGUCAUGGUUACAUUAAGUCAGUGAUCUGAAAGUCCUCUCCUGGAGGACUGCUGCUUUUUGUGAUUUCCUUUCAGCAGCAAAUUUAGGCCUGCAGAAACUAGAUCUGCAGAAACAUAGAAAAUCAACUCAUAGUAAGCAUGGGAACACAUCUAAAAUUGCUGCCCUCAAGAAUUUCAGUUUGAAAUCCCUGUGUUCAGUGAAUGAAGCUCAAAUAUGGGCAUGCUCCAUGGAUUCAACAAAUUCCUUUCAUUUCUGUAUUUGUAAUCGCUCUUGUUAUGACCCAGACUGCCAGUGAUACGUACGUGUUGCUAACCAUAGACUCUUAUUUUUGAAAUUCAGGUACUUCAGGUGGUGCCGUUGUGACUAAAGUGCUGUGUUGCAUUUUGUGGACUCUUGCUAAUGUCAGGUACUGUAAAGCUAAACAGCAGCCGCCUACAGAUCACUGGAAGCUAUGCACAGCAACGCAUGCAGCCCUGGUGAAACCCUUUUUCAGGAAUAUUUCAGUCGCAGUCAGCUCCAUUUUGUGUGCAAGUGCGUACAGUUCCUGCACACUCUCCUCCGCUAUUAUGUGCCUGAGUUUCCCCGUAGCUCUUGCUUUGUAAUGAAUGAAUGAAUGCACAAGCUAGAACGGUUUUCCUUUCAGUUUAUUUUGUAGCUGAAAUCGGAGGAUUGCAUAAGUGUGACCAAAACUAGGAAUAGCUGCAAAAAUGUUAUUUUUUAAUGGUCCCUGACUUCACUUUGAAAAAAAUUUAAAAAAAUUAAAAAAAAUAUGUUUAUGCACACCUGCAGAUCUCAACUGACGACUAAAAGACAAGCAGGAAUAUUCAGUGCUCUUCGUUGUGAUCCAGUAUCUUUGUUAAAGGUUGUUUGCUAUGUCGAGCGUUUUGACACUGAUCAAGUGAAAGCAGCUUUCUGGAACGUGUACUUUUUGUAUAUUCUUUUUGUUCUUUUAACUGUUCACACAAGUGGAGCGUAACGUUAGCACUUAGCCCAGGGCUGUCUAACUCCAUUCCUGGAGAUCUACCUUCCUGUAGGCUUUCCAGUCCAACCCGAACAAAGCACAACUAAUUCAACAGCUGAAGAUCGGGCGGCCUGUAGCGUAGUGGUUAAGGUACAUGACUGGGACCCGCAAGGUUGGUGAUUCAAUCCCCGGUGUAGCCACAAUAAGAUCCACACAGCCGUUGGGCCCUUGAGCAAGGCCCUUAACCCUGCAUUGCUCCAGGGGAGGAUCGUCUCCUGCUUAGUCUAGUGAACUGUUUGUCACUCUGUAUAAGAGGGACUGCCAAAUGCCAUUAAUGUAAUUUUAAAGAUCAUGUUGAGCUGCUUAAUUAGUAGAAAUCAGGGUUGAAAUGAAAAUCUACAGGAUGGUAGAUCUCCAGGAACAGGGUCGGGCAGCCCUGACUUAGACUAUUGGGGUUCCUUGUAUAACUAGACAGUGCAGUGCAUAACUUUUAAGUCUUGAAUUCUGUUUGUUUUGAAAUGUAUUUUUGAAACUGAUGUUUUUGUGUGUGUACUGUGGUUCAGAUAAAACGGAAUUGUAAUGUCCCCCUCUCUAAUUACAGUGAAAUCUAUGCACAAAGUAACUUUAUACUACAAUGUUUAUCGAUUCAAUCAGGAUUUUUAUAUUUCCAAAAGAGACUACUUUUUAGAUUACUGAAAUUAUACAUUUUAUAAAUUAUAUUUCCUUUCCCAGUGGGGAAAAAAAGAAGUAUUUUUCUUGUAAGGUUUAUACAAUUCAGAGGAUACUUGACUUGGGAAAUAUUUUAACUGGUUUUCAUAAACAUAAAUUGGGAAAUAGUCCAAUAGCUAUUGAACAUGCCCUUCUCUAUAAGAGAUUUUACUCAUGAAGAGUGUAUAUAUACAAGUUCACAAUGGGUAAAGCAAGGUGGAUGAAUGCAUGUUAGAUUCUGGUUUAGUUGGGAAUGCUUCUUUGGAUGUAGUAUUGCAUAGUACAUGCAAAAAAAUCACUUGAAUCAAUCUAGAAAAGCCCAAUUUUACAGUGUGGUUUAAAACAAACCUGAAAAAGUCUCAUCAUAUUCCUGUUUGAUUUCUGUGUCUCACGGCUGUUUGUGUUUAAACCUCUCACAUGUUUACAGUCUUAUGUUUGGGCUUUGUAUGUGGGGAAAAAUAUAUAGAAUAUAAAAAUGGCUGAAAAAUGUA
This is a messenger RNA of Conger conger (European conger), 6267 nucleotides long. RefSeq names its product ETS transcription factor ELK4 (gene elk4). Gene Ontology annotation, biological process: cell differentiation; regulation of transcription by RNA polymerase II. Bases 658 to 2007 code for a protein of 449 amino acids. Gene Ontology annotation, cellular component: nucleus. NCBI's taxonomy places the organism in Eukaryota, Metazoa, Chordata, Actinopteri, Anguilliformes, Congridae. The transcript has 6 exons. The record is from RefSeq and is a predicted model, not a curated record. Gene Ontology annotation, molecular function: sequence-specific DNA binding; DNA-binding transcription factor activity, RNA polymerase II-specific.